UUUCAGACGACACAGGAUUACCCUCAAGUGUGACCAGAGUGUGGACAGCCAGCUGGACGUGCAAGGAGAGCAAGGCGGUAGUGCUGUCUAUACCAUGACACUAACAAGCAAGUAUUGCUGUCCGGGAGUUCAUGUGAAGGUGACUAGCGGAGGUCUUUCAGCUGGAACCAUCAUAUUGAUAGUGUUUGUGGCACUGGUCCUGGUAUAUGUAGUGGCAGGGCUUAUCCUUCAGAAGGCUAUCCGUAAGGCAAGUGGCAGGGAGGUCAUCCCCAACUAUUCUGUGUGGUCCUCCAUACCUGGACUCAUCAAGGAUGGCGCAAAAUUUGUAUUCUCCUGUAGGGGAUCUUCCUACCAGAAAAUCUGAUUGCGGCGAAGCAUUGGGGAGUUGACCCUGACAUUUUGUAUCUCACCCUCACAUCAACAUGUUGUCACUCUGUCACAUUAGCCACCUGUUGACAUUGCAUCGUCUUCAUUAGUGUCAUCUGUCUGUUGUGCAGUCUGGUGCUUGACAGAGAUAAAAAGUUGAUAACGGGGUAUCGUAUCAAUUGUACUGUGAGUCUUCAACCAAUACAAGAAUGAUAUUUGAAACAGAUGUGUGAUGGGAAUACAUUUAAAAUUCAAUGCACUGUAGAUAAAUGAUGACAGGCCUCCCAAUCUUUUGACACGCAUUAGAGAUAUGGACACACUGAAGUGACUUCUUGAAGGAUAACGACGACGUGAGUGUCACGUGACACUGGCUGUUAGCCGUGACUGAUGUGACCUCGCAGUUACUGCCACUGGACUGACUGACUGACUGACUGACUGACUGACUGACUGACAAACUUGUAAUUGUGACUAGCGUACAAGCUUACAUACCAUACCUCAAUCGUAAAAAGUUCUCGUUUCAAGCACAUCUACACAUCCACCAUAAUGAGCCGAUACACACAAGGUCAGACAGGUCAAGGUAACUUUAUAUUUUCUUAAAAACAAAACUAAAUAAAACAUUUCUGAAUUAAAAUCUUCUGUUCAGAGAAAACCGACUGCGUGAUAUAAAGAGUACAGUCCUUUGCUGUUUAUUUGUUUCUCUCCUCGAAAUCCCAUGGUGUUGGUGAUCCUGUGGAUGUAGAUUACUGUCGGUAUCUACUCUGUCUCAGGAAGCAGUGACGGUAACAACACAUCACGUGGUCUGUCACGAGGAUGUCGCAUCACGCGCUAACAGUUAGUUCCUAACAGGCUCGGCGUUGUGUCGAGUCACGUGUCAUUUCGCGUUGUCCAUGAGUUACAGGUGCUGAGGAAAAUAAAUACAACCAAAUGUAUUCAAAGUGUAAAAUAAAUAUGUGUAUUUUGUCUGGCUAGCUUUUCUGUUUUGAUUUGACUUGUGCAUCUCCAGAAUAGUUGUAAAUAUUUUAGAAAGUGGGAAAGAAAGGGAGAAGACUAUUUAAAUAGUUGUCGCCUGCCAGCGCUUCACUUCGCAAGAAGACAGGACAAGUGGAGGGACACAACGUGUAGGAAAUCGUUUCUCCUGACUAUCAACGAUUAUCAAAACACGGGUUUGAUAACCUACUUUCUGUCAGACAGGUAGUGUUGCCAACCAAGUGGACGUGUUUCCCUUUUCAAGUGUUGUUCAAAUUGUAAAGCAUGCGCAGGGAUGUGUUGUGGUGUUGGUCCUAGCGUGGCAGGUGAGGUGGGCGACACCACAGGUAAAAUGGGAAUGCAAAAUGAUGAAUACCUGCUCCUGUCAAGCAGAAGAAGGUGUGAUUGACCUCUCACCCUUGGCUAGUGAUGACGGCCCCGCGUUUAAAGAUCUUUUAACUCCCGAAUUGGAAGGAUGGAGAUAUGCAUGGAACCCAUGCAAGUCUUUCACUUUAGGCACUUGUAAAAAUGCUGCUGGCUGUGAGUACUAUCAAGACGGAACCCAAUACACCAAGCUGGGCACACAGGAGAGCGCUCAGUUUGUUACCGAUUCAGGUUCCCUCCAACUUUACUACAACAACACAAAGGAAGGCUCAUUUAGAGGUCUGACGGUGACCUUAACGUGCGACCCCGCGGUGGAGAAGAACGUGACGGUGCAGGUAACUGGAUCCCCCGUUGCUGGACUCACACUGACCAGCAAGUACUGCUGCCCACAACACAAUACAUUCCAACUGUCCAUCGGUUCUAUUCUUGAUAUCGCGUUCGCCGGACUGCUUGUGGUGUACAUUGUGGGUGGCAUCGUCUUUCAAGUGGGAGUCCGUAAAUCGUCUGGCAAGGAGAUCAUCCCCAACUACAGCUGGUGGUCGUCGUUACCUGCACUCAUCAAGGAUGGCAUGAAAUUCACCUUUACCUGUGGAAGGUCAGACUACAAUAAAUUUUGAUGCCGACAACAUGAAGAGAUUUAGUAUUAUUCUGUAUUAUCCUGUAUUAUACUGUAUUAUCUUUGUCUCUGUCUCGCUGCUUGGAGAAUUUGCGUUGUCAGCCCUUGUUUUUGGAGUUUCAGAAAUACUUUGGUUUAUUUUUACUGUGAAGUCAUGUAGGAACUAUAUAUUUAAAUAUAUGUAAAUUCACAUUAUUAUUAUUAUUACUAUUAUUAUUAUUGCGAUGAUGAUGAUGAUGAUGAUGAUGAUGAUUAUUAUUAUUAUUAAUCAUGAAUACGAUAACGAAACCUUCAUUUUUCUUGUUCGUAAGUGUGUUGAAGCUGUAUUUAUAUUUAGCGCUUCGAUGCAAAGUAAAGAAGUGAGAGUUAAACAGUUAUGGAGAAAAAAAACUUGUGUUGUUACAAGAGUGUCAGGCGUGUGGAGAAGUUUGUGAACUGAAAUGAUGUUUAUAAAAGUAUAUCUGUGAACUGAAAUGUACUGUAAAAUAUGUAUGUGAACCGAAGUGUACUCAUUUUCUCUGUGUGUGUGUUUCUCCGUGAACUGGAUCGUGUUGUAGAAAUAUAUCAAUGAUCUAAUAUACAUACAAAAUGGAUACUGUCUUAAAACUGCGAUGUCACAAGAGAGAGAGAGAAAGAGUUUUUGAGAUAAGUUUGUAACACAACAAAUAACUUUUUAUACAGAUAGUUACAUCGAAGUGUAUAUUAUAUUAACACUAC
Molecule: messenger RNA, 3049 nt
Organism: Pomacea canaliculata
Lineage: Eukaryota; Metazoa; Mollusca; Gastropoda; Architaenioglossa; Ampullariidae
Exons: 10
Coding region: 1698-2333 (211 amino acids)
Cellular component (GO): trans-Golgi network
Source: RefSeq, a predicted model, not a curated record